This is a messenger RNA of Necator americanus (New World hookworm), 576 nucleotides long. RefSeq lists its product as uncharacterized. Gene Ontology annotation, biological process: negative regulation of DNA recombination; chromosome condensation; nucleosome assembly. Gene Ontology annotation, molecular function: structural constituent of chromatin; double-stranded DNA binding; nucleosomal DNA binding. The transcript has 4 exons. The record is from RefSeq and is a predicted model, not a curated record. NCBI's taxonomy places the organism in Eukaryota, Metazoa, Nematoda, Chromadorea, Rhabditida, Ancylostomatidae. Gene Ontology annotation, cellular component: nucleosome; nucleus. The coding region runs from base 1 to 576 and encodes 191 amino acids.
AUGUCUGACGCUGCACCACCUCCUCCGACUACCGUAGUCAAGAAGACUAAGACUUCGAAGCCCAAGGGCGAGAAGAAACCAAAGAUCGCACCUUCUCAUCCUGUGUACAGUGCAAUGAUCAAGGCAGCCAUUAAGGAGCUUAAGGAUCGUAAGGGAGCUUCUAAGCAAGCUAUUCUUAAGUUCAUCACCCAAAAAUACAAGCUAGGAGACAACGAGAAACAGAUCAGUGCACGUCUACGUAUGGCCCUGAAAAAGGGAGUGAUCGCCGGAAGUCUCAAACAAGCUAGUGGAACUGGAGCCGCUGGACGAUUCCGACUACCGGAUAAGGCUGAGGCUCCCGCUACGCCAAAAGUAGCGAAGAAGCCGAAAGCUGCUGGAGCGGCGAAGCCUAAAAAGGCUGCUGCUGCCAAGCCUAAGAAGGCCGCUGGUGACAAGCCAAAGAAGGCCAAGAAACCCAAGUCACCGAAGAAGGCUGCCGCUAAGCCGAAGACGGCUAAGUCACCUAAGAAGCCAGCUGCUAAGAAAGCCACGAAACCAAAGAAGCCAGCCGCUAAGAAAGCCGCUCCUAAAGCCUAA